CGUGCCAAAGCUCCCAUCUGGACGUGGGGAGCGGGAGCCCCCUCCUCCCCGCCCCGCUGGGCAGCCGGCCGCAGCGAGGAAAGGCUCGCGGGGCAGGGAGGAGGCCAGCGCGCGGAGCCGGGGCAGCGCCCGCAUCUGCUCCCUGGGGUAUUUUUCACUCUGGGUCUGUGCUCCCCAGCUCUCUCCAGCAUGCCUCUGUACCGGGAAGCUUUUAGCAGGGUGCUGUUUUUAUUUUAAAGGAGGGCAUGCAGUUAUUCCAUCUAACAGCAUGAGCCAUUGGUUUUAAACUCUCUCCAGCAUGCUGAAGCAGAUGCAAAUGAAAAUUAAGGAGGAAAUUGGUGCAAUAGGGCUGCACGGACCUAGGUAUUCAUGGCCUUGGGUGCCUGCAUUAGAGCUGCCCCCAGGGGCUGGCUGAGCGAGGAAAUAUAAGCUCGUCUUGAAGAGUGCCUCGUCUCCCGGUGGUGCUCCCUGGUUGUCCUGCCGUACAUGACUCAUGUAUUAAACAUCUCCUUUUGAUCUCUACAACCCGUGUCGAGCUGGCACGCACGCCCCUCGUCUGGCUGCUUGUCUGGAAAUGACCUCCCGAGCAGCUCCGUGUCCCCGCAGGUGAUCGAGGGAGAGCCUUAUUACCAUUUCAAACACCGAGGCACCGCGCAGAAGUCCUUAAGCAGACACUGGGGCUGGAACAUGCGCCUGAAGAAAGAGCCCAAGGUUCACUGGUUUGAGCAGCAAACCGUGAAGAAGCGUGUGAAGAGAAGCGUCACGGUGGUGCCGACAGAUCCCUGGUUCCAUAAACAGUGGUACAUGAACAACGAUGUCAGUCCAGAUCUGAACGUCCUCAGUGCUUGGGGCAAAGGGUACACUGGUCUGGGAGUUGUGCUCUCCAUCCUGGACGACGGGAUUGAGAAGGAUCAUCCAGACCUGUCUCCUAACUACGAUCCCCUCGCAAGUUACGACUUCAACAGCAAUGACCCCGAUCCACAGCCCAGAUACAACGCCUGGGACGAGAACCGGCACGGCACACGUUGUGCAGGAGAAGUGGCAGCUGUAGCCAACAACCGAAUUUGUGGAGCAGGCGUUGCGUACAACGCAAAAGUUGGAGGAUUAUGCGAAAGGUGCCCACAGCAACGAGGGAGCAAAGCCAGGGGCCAGCGCGAUCCCGCUCUCUCCCUGGGCUCCUCUGGAACACGAGAUGCUCAUGUCCACCCGGAGCCUGCCGCAAGGCAUCGCUGGCUACCUGACUGCGGCUGCUCUCAUCUUGCUGGCCCUGCAGGUGUGCGGAUGCUGGAUGGUCUCAUCACCGACAUUGUGGAGGCUCAGUCCCUGAGCUUCCAUCCCCAGCACAUCCACGUCUACAGUGCCAGCUGGGGCCCCGAGGACGACGGGAAGACUGUGGACGGGCCAGGAGCGCUGGCCACCGAGGCCUUCUACAAAGGCGUCACAAAUGUAAGCACAGUCUUGGCACCUCCGACUUUGCUGGCUCUGAACCCAACCUGCUGUUGGCAGGAGCUGGGCUGGCGCUGGGUCCUCGCGCUGCAGUGGGAAGAGAUCCUCCAGGCUCUCCGCAGCGUGUUGCUGGGAGAGCAUCAAGGGAGGACUCCCUGCUCCCGCUCCAUCUGCCAGGGGCGGGGAGGCCUCGGUUCGGUCUUCAUCUGGGCCUCCGGCAACGGCGGGCUCCACCACGACGACUGCAACUGCGACGGGUACACCAACAGCAUCUACACCCUGUCAGUCGGCAGCACCUCUGCAAGCGGUCAGAUACCCUGGUACAGCGAGGCCUGUUCCUCCACCCUCACCACCACCUACAGCAGCGGCACGAGGAGCGAGAAGCAGAUUGUCACCACUGACUUACGUCAUCGCUGCACCGACAAGCACUCGGGCACCUCUGCCUCCGCCCCGCUGGCUGCUGGAAUGAUUGCCCUUGCUCUGGAGGCCAACCCAGCACUGACCUGGCGUGACAUGCAGCAUCUCGUGGUCAGGGCCUCCAAGCCCGCCCACCUGCAGGCAGAAGACUGGGCUGUGAACGGCGUCGGGCGCAAGGUGAGCCACCACUACGGCUACGGGCUCCUGGACGCUGGUCUGCUGGUGGAGCUGGCCAAGAAGUGGACAGGAACUCGGCCUCAGUGGAAGUGUUCGGUCAAGGCACUUCACACCCCCCGGAACAUAGGCUCCAAGCUCACCAUCCCUGUGAAUGGCUCCUUCUGCUCGGGGAGGACCAAGGGCAUCCGCUCCCUGGAGCACGUCCAGGUCCAGCUCUCCCUGAGCUACAGCAGGAGAGGGGACCUGGCGAUCGCUCUGACCAGCCCAAUGGGGACCACGUCCACACUGGUGGCUGUGCGCCCCUAUGACACCAGCAGGGAAGGCUACAAGGACUGGACCUUCAUGUCCACACACUUCUGGGAUGAGGACCCCCGUGGGACCUGGACGCUCCUCCUGGAGAAUAAGGGCGAUGCCUAUAACACAGGCGUCCUGACCAGCUUCCUCCUGCACCUCCGCGGCACGGACGAGGACAUGACGCGCCGGCGCUUGGUGGCCUCUGCUGCGAGCAAGUGCGUUAAGCGGGAUGCGCGGGGAGCCUGCGAGGAGUGCGGUGACUCAUUCUACGCCUACCAGCGCUCGUGCCUGUCCUACUGCCCUCCACGCUACUACAGCCGCACCCGCGGAUCCGGCGUCUGCGCCCGCUGCCACCCCUCCUGCUACACGUGCCGGGGGGCCUCGGCCAACAACUGCACGGCCUGUCCCCCCGCCGGCACCUUCGACGAGCUCUCCCACUCCUGCUCGCCUCCGCGGGGCUCACCCAGCCGCGCCGCGCCGCAGCGGGCGCAUCUCCCCGUCCUCGUCCUGCUGAGCCUGGUCUGCGGGAGCCCCGUCCUCUUAGCCGUCCCCUGCGUCACGUACCGCGCGGCCUUCUGCGCCGGCUGCCUCUGCUGGUGGCAGAUGGCACGUGGUGGCCUUGGACGGGGAGGACAGAGUUGCAGCAGCCCCGGCUGACGGACACACGCUGCAGAAACCUGCACAGACGCUCUGCUGUCCCCCAGCCUGGGACAGAGUUGGCCUUGCAGGGCCUCCGAAAUAAACUGGUUGUUGCCACUC
Molecule: messenger RNA, 3093 nt
Organism: Dromaius novaehollandiae (emu)
Lineage: Eukaryota; Metazoa; Chordata; Aves; Casuariiformes; Dromaiidae
Gene: PCSK4
Product: proprotein convertase subtilisin/kexin type 4
Exons: 13
Coding region: 688-2991 (767 amino acids)
Biological process (GO): peptide hormone processing
Cellular component (GO): Golgi membrane; trans-Golgi network
Molecular function (GO): serine-type endopeptidase activity
Source: RefSeq, a predicted model, not a curated record